ACCGCUGUUGUUUCUCGCCCGGUAUGGGUUUAACCUGCGGUAGACAUGGCGAGUAGGGAGAAUGGGAACGUGUGUGGACAUCUGGCCCAGAGAAAGGGCAUAUCACGAUGGGGUCCGCAACACGCAGGUGCCAGGGAGCUUGCAAAUCUAUAUUCGCCAGGAAAGAGGUGUCAGGAAUGGAUCAGUGUCAUCCUCUGCUUCUCCCUGAUGGCUUUCAACUUCUAUCACCUCCUUUUGAACUUUCAUCUGAGUCACAUUUGGUACAUUUUGCUGGGAAUAGUUGCAGGUAUUCUGACGGCAGACUUUGCCUCUGGGGCAGUCCACUGGGGAGCUGACACCUGGGGAUCUGUGGACUUGCCCAUCUUUGGGAAGGCUUUUAUAAGGCCCUUCAGGGAACACCAUAUUGACCCCACUGCCAUCACCCGUCACGACUUCAUUGAGACCAAUGGAGACAACUGUAUGUUGACCCUGAUACCUUUGGCAAACAUGGCCUUCAAAUUCUUCACACUCUCCUCUGUGGAGCUGUAUCAUAGCUAUCCCUGGCACUGCUAUAUCUUUGCCCUGGCUAUCUUCGUCACGCUGACCAACCAGAUACACAAGUGGUCGCACACCUACUUUGGCCUGCCCUGCUGGGUCACCUUCCUCCAAGACUGUCACAUCAUCCUGCCUCGCAAGCACCAUCGCAUCCACCACGUUACCCCACACGAGACCUAUUUCUGCAUAACCACAGGCGUGCAAGUUCCUCGUAACUUCCGGCUGCUUGAGGAGCUGGAGGAAGGGCAGAAAGGCGUGGGAGACGGGACGGUGAGCUGGGGUCUGGAGGAUGAUGAGGACAUGACGCUCUCGCGCUGGAGAGGGAUGAUCGUCGGCCCCCCGAGGACAAUGUACGAGAACAGGAUGUACAGCCUCAAGGUGGAAUGUGGUCCCGGAUACCCCGACACGCCGCCCUAUGUCAGAUUUGUGACCAAGAUCAACCUAAAUGGCGUGCACAACUCCAGUGGCGUGGUGGAUGCCAAGGUGGUUUCGGUGCUGGCUAAGUGGCAGAACUCGUACACCAUCAAAGCAGUCCUGCAGGAACUUCGCCGUCUCAUGAUGUGCAAGGAGAACGUGAAGCUUCCCCAGCCACCAGAGGGACAGAUCUACAGCAACUAAGCCCCUCUCUGGCCCCCUUCAUCCCCCAUCAGCCCCAUUCAGCCCCCUGUUAUCCCUGGUGAGCCCGCCUCAAUUCCCUGUAGGCCUCGUUCAGCUUAGUCCCCAUGAGCCCCAUUCAGCCCUGCUGGGCCCCCAAGGCCCCUUUCACCCUGCUGCCCCCCCAAGCCCUGUUCAGCCCUGCUUGGCCAUGCAGUCUUGAGUAAACCCUACUGAGCUCCCAGUUGUCCCCGUCCCGCCCUUCUCCGCUUCUAUCCAGCCACCACUAGCCCUGGUGAGUCCUGAUCAGUCCUGCUGAGUUUUACAUUCAUCCUUCCCCCCCCCCCCCCCCGACUGCACACACACACACACACACACACACACACACACACAGACCACUGCUUCCUCUACCCAGUGCAACCGGGACUUGGAAAUCCCCCCCCCCACUCCUCUCUCCGCCACCUCUCUUCUCCCCUCCCCUACCCCACCUGUAGCUGCAGCCACUGGCCACUCCUCCCUGGACGAACAGACCAACAGACGGAUGGACUCUGCAGCAGACCAGACCAUUUCAAUACUGUACAUCUUACUAAUCUUUUUUUAUUAUUAUUUGUUAUAAAUGCAGACUGUAAAAUAACAUGAAUAAUCUUAUUGAGUGUACCUGCCCUGUGUGUCUGCUGCUUUCUUCAUUCGUAGGGUAGCGAAUAUUCAUCCACGCGAGUGACCGGUGAGGAGAGCCCUAUGGCUAUGCCGAGGAGAGCCCUAUGGCUAUGCCGAGGAGAGCCCUAUGGCUAUGCCCAGGAGUCCCUUGCAUACUAAUCUGGCAUUGAUGCAUGUUUAGUCUGCGUCGAAGAUGCUGCUUUUUUUCUGUCUGAUCCUCCUCGCAACUUCUCCAUGAAAUAGGGAGAAUUGGAUUUGGUAGACGCGCAUUUUGUUUUGCUAUUACAUAUAGGUACGAAUUGUGCUCUACCGGUGUUUUCGCUCGUGUGGUUAGUGUGUUACGCUUGUGAAUGUAUUUUUGAUGGGGCUGCUCAACAAGCCUUCGGAAGGAAGGCUGUCUUCUCGCCCCAUAUUAGCUACUCUGUCCUUUGUGCUAAUUGUAAUCUCUUUCCUUUCGUCCUACCGGGUUAAUGGCCCACCCAUCUGCUUCGACUCUCUGAGGAGAGCAGAGUGAGACGCUACGGGCAGUUAGCCUUUCUGGAGGGCAUGAGAUGACUAACGAUAGCUCUUGCUCCCGUGUGACCAUCAACCUCUCGCUGCUCUGUCCUCUGUUGUUAGCACUGGAGCUGCAAUGUCAGAAUACGCUUUAGCACAAAACGGCAUGGUCUCGGUGGAGACCCAAGGCUGGUUUCAGAUGCACCAGGGUUGCCACCAGGGUUGCCUUGUGAACAUUUUUGUAGUGUCUGCUAAAGUCGGUGAAAUGCCAUCUGUGUGAACUUGGCUACAUUUGGCUUGCUACAUUUUCUAGGUAACUAGGACAUAGCCAGGCUAUAUCUGAGUAAAACCUGAACUAUAUUGAGGUUAAAUUAGUUUGUCAAAGCCUCUCAACCUAGAAUUGUGACGUCUAGAGCCCUUCUAUUGCACACUGGGUACUGUGUUCCAGUUACUGUAGGUUGAUGGUGACGUGGUAGGCUUAUCAGGUGGAAGUAGUAUCUUGACCUCAUGGCUUCUUUGGGAGCCGCCCUGUUUGGUGUAGGUACUUGGAUGACUGCCAGUAAUUUUGCCAUGUUUUUUGCAAAUGUUUUCCACUUUAUGCUGUGAUGAUCAUUGAGCUGUCUGAGCAUAUUGGUCAAAGCCAAAACUGAAAGUAUGGUGACCUGGGUAUGGAACUGCUGCCCUAGAAUAUCUGUUACAUUUGGGACUGUUCAUUCUUCAGAGACAAUCUCCUCACCAUUUUGGAGAUGACCGCAAACUAAGUCCGUAUGUCAGUGUGCGGCUGCGGAUCCGUGUUCUCUGGUAAAGCUGAAUGUUAGAACAGUCCCCCAUUCUCAAAAGGUUUUCAGUUUUGCGCUUGGUAGAAACGCCCUGGAGUUCAUUAUGUGCGUGUGACUCUCAUACGAUUGUCAUGCGCUUAGACAGGCGUAAGCCUGUGGAGAGGGGUGGAUUUUGAUUUGUUUUUUUGUUUUUUAUGUGGAGAGAAAUGUGUGCUUUGAUGGGGAUUGAAAGACAGUGCACUCAAAUUACAGGUCAUAUGCACUUCAAAACUUGAAUCCCUGAUGAAUUCCAGUGCCAUCACACAACUUUCAUGUAAAAGCACAUUAAAACAACGGAUCGUA
Messenger RNA from Conger conger (European conger), 3401 nucleotides. It is a transcript of the gene ube2v1, whose product is annotated as ubiquitin-conjugating enzyme E2 variant 1. Lineage: Eukaryota; Metazoa; Chordata; Actinopteri; Anguilliformes; Congridae. Gene Ontology annotation, molecular function: oxidoreductase activity. Gene Ontology annotation, cellular component: nucleus. Bases 46 to 1152 code for a protein of 368 amino acids. Gene Ontology annotation, biological process: DNA damage tolerance; protein K63-linked ubiquitination. The record is from RefSeq and is a predicted model, not a curated record. The transcript is spliced from 8 exons.